Cephus cinctus (wheat stem sawfly) is the source of this 4800-nucleotide messenger RNA. RefSeq lists its product as uncharacterized. The record is from RefSeq and is a predicted model, not a curated record. The transcript is spliced from 5 exons. NCBI's taxonomy places the organism in Eukaryota, Metazoa, Arthropoda, Insecta, Hymenoptera, Cephidae. Bases 215 to 3970 code for a protein of 1251 amino acids.
CAAUGACGGAAUGGUUUUCCUUGUACGUUCCUUGGUUGAGCUCUAAUGCAAGCUACUUUAAGAAAUACAAUAAAGGUCACAACGCGUAACCUUUCGCAAAAUUUUGCAUCGGCUUUUAGACGGAGGAAGUGAUGGGUUAUGUGGUUCGCUUCCUCAUUACAAUUGGGUGCUUUCAGAACAUCAUUGGAAGAGAUAUUCUGCUUUUGGAGGAAUCAUGCAGACGAACUUCGACGAUCUCGAUAUCGAGGGACGUAACCCUUCCCGUCUAUCCGAAGAGGAACGGGAAAAGGAAGAGCACGACCGAAAGCGCUUGAUGCGAAGCAGUGUUACGGCUGAAGAUGGAACAUUGAGACCAGUGUAUUCUCAUACGGAUGAUGGCGACAUAUGGUGUCACAUAUGCAACAUAGCGCUCUUUGGCUCCCACAAGUUGAUCAGCCACAACUCAUGCAAUCGGCACAAGAUAAAGUUAGAUGAAUGGCCCUAUCCAGUUUUGUUAUGGUCGAAGCGGUCAGACAUCGCGAAAAAGACGGCACCGGCCCCAGCUGUAGCCAUUCCGGACGUUCUGGCUCCAGGAGAACCUGUCCCACCGGGAAUGGAGGAUCAGUUGACCAGGACGACGGCCAUUCAAGUGAGCCUGGAUCGUCACAGAAGCUCGCCCUUGGUCGGCUUGGAAUACCUCCUUGAACUGGUUGAUAAUGACUCCUGCGAGCCAAGCUACACUUGUGUUUUGUGUGAUAAGCGCGGUGAUCCUCGUACAGUCAUGGCGCAUAUUACGAGUUACAACCAUCGCGUUACGUACCUGAACCGGCACUUUCCGACAAUAUCGCGUGCCAUCACCGAAUUGCCACGAACCCCGAACUUCAAACGUGGCGCUAAUGAAAUAUCCGUUAGCGUCGCGAGAAAGAUUGAAGAGCAUUUCGGCAGAUUGCAACCUCAGUUGGUGGAUAAAAAUCAAUUUGAGAAAAACAAAAUGCAGUAUAUCAAAAGAGUCUAUCAGGAUUUUCAUUUUAGAGAAACACCUGAGUUAACGUUUAUGGAAGUUUACGAUAUGCGAUGGGUUACGGACUUUGAAGAGAAGAUGGCUGAAAUGGCUGGUGGGUCGAAAAAAGGUGAGUAUAAUAAUUUGGUAAUGCUUCCAUAUGAAAGUCAUCUCUAUCUUGAUUUAUCUGGAAUUUUGCGUGAAGACGCACCAGACAUCGAAGAAAAACACGAAGAGAAGUUCAAGAAAGACGAGAAGAAGUUAGAAAAGUCCCUGUCCAAAUCGAUCCCGCCGAAACCAGAAGUGAAUAAAUCGACAUUCAAAAUACGUAUUCUCACCAAGGACAUGCGCGGCAUGGAAAAAUCUGAAGAAAAGCAAAAAAAGUCACCAGUACGACCAUCGGAUGACGUAAAAUCGUUGUCCUCCUUGUCAAGUAUUUCAAGCAGUCCAUCACCAUCGCGGUCUAGGUCUCGUUCACCCAGUAGAAGUAGAAAAGGCAGUUCCGCCGAUAAAAGCAGCAGAUAUCGUUAUAAACCGCGAUAUUCCCGAGAUCGUUCCCGUUCCCGUUCGCUGGAGCCGCUCAAGGAACGCGACAAAUGGGAGAAAUAUAGGGAUCAGAUAAGACGUGCUGAAGAGACCCUCGAUCGCGCUCUGAAAUUCCAUGAGAAGAAUCCUGAAAAGCAUCCCUCCUAUCCGGACGAGUGGAAAAAAUUCUGGAACAGAAGGUAUAAGGAACUUCAAGCAGAAGGUAAGGAUCCGAGUAAGCAUGACUUUAAACCCGAAUGGAUCGAGUUUUGGAAUAAAAGAAUGCGAGAGCUUCAUAACGAACAGCUACAACUACGGAAGGAAGAGAUUAGAAAGAGAUUAGAACUUCCGGAGGAUAAACCUCCAGAGAAGUGGACGUCUGCUAGUAAACGGGACCGGUCCCCGCCUAUCAAGCGAAGUAGACAUCGGGACAGUGAUGAUGACGUUGAAUACGUAGGAACGAAGACUGUCAAGCCUGAUUAUCAUGAGAGACAUGAGAUACGCGAAAGGGAUUAUGGGUAUUAUCGUGGAAGAGGGGGAAAUAUGUAUAGGAGUUAUUAUCCACGAGGUGUUCCAAGACCACGACAUUAUUCCGGCUCAUACAGUAUGAAGGACAAGUCUCCUUCACCGCCAAAGGAAGACGUUCUUUCAGAAGACUUAGAGAUCGUAGGACUUUUGAGACUGCUAACUGCAUUAGAGGGGCAACUUGGUUCUCUGGGGCCAAGGAUAGUAUCCCUACUUUCCAGAGCGUUGGCAGCUGAGAAGGUGAAACCAAAUUCAGCUGAGGAAUUGUUGUACGAUGAAGAAGUAAAUGUGCUUUUUGAGACUGUUAAAGAGAAAUUAAAAGGUCAGUUGUUUGCUGGCAUGAUUGAAAAAAUGGCUAUUACACCAACCAAAACCGCCGUGCAGAAUAUUGCACAACUUCUGCACAAAGCAGCAGAGAAUAAGAGAAAAAUGGAAGAAGAGAAAAAGAAGCAACAAGAACUCGCAGAAAUGUCAAAAUCCAUGUCUUACAUUAGUAGAUCUGUAUUUUCAAGAACCAUUGAUGUAAAUCCGAUAAAAUCAGAACCUGUGAGUGUACCUGGUGUUGGAUCUGUAGAUAAGGUCGCAAUAGCUCAACAAAUAGCUGCUGCUCUAGUAGCUCAAGGUAGAAGCAAUGUUUCUCAAGAUGAGUUAGAAACUCUAAUCAAUGCAGUAGUAGGAAUGGCAGAAGCAUCUAAACACAGUGAUAAACCGGUUACAACAGCUGAUUUCGUGAAAGGACUUACUGCCGCAAAUACCACACCUAAGCCAGUGGUAAUUCCAAAACCAGUGGCAGUGCUUGAUAAUACAGAAUUACAAGCAGCUAGAAUGGAAACUCUCUCGGAUAUGGAUCUCAAGAUGCUCUUACAGAAUUUCAAAGAAUUAGGAACAGACGAGCAGCACGGUCUAAUUAAUUUUCUGAAAAAAAUUGAAGCUACCGAUCCAGCCAGAGUUGAGAAGCUUCGAGGAUUCGUCAAUCUGGGCACUGCUAUACCAUAUCGAACCAAGUCGGAAUCGCCGGUUCCUGAACUGGAAGAAAUACCAAGAGCCGGUAGAAGUAGUUCACCCUUUUCUACCAGAAAAGGUGGUCAGAAUCCACCUGAUGAUGAGAACAAGUGGAAACCGAAGUUGGAUAUGUUUGCGGACGAGGAUGAAGAAGAGCAAAGAAAGGAACUUGAAAAAUCAAAACCCAAGAUCGAUCUCUCUGAUGAUGACGAUGAUUACACAUUCGAAGACAUUUACAAGGCUGCUGAUAAAAAUGUAAGUGAAAGGGAAAAGGCGAAAAAGAAAUCCCGUUCUUACUCCAGAUCCAGAUCACGUUCACCAAGAUCCUGGUCCCAUUCCAGAUCCACCUCCAGAUCACGUACAAAGUCCCCUACUUCAAAACCUAAGGACAUCAUCAAGAACAGUGAUCCCAAUGCUAUUUUAAAUGAGACUAAACGAUUGAUAGCUAACAUCAUGGGCGACCUGCCGAACAAGUAUGUGCCAAAAUGUCACAUUACUCCAAGUCCAGUUAAGGAAGAUAUUGAAACUUUGAGUGGAAUGCAAGCAAUUCCAGAUAUGGGACCACCAGGAUCUAUAAACGUAACAAUACCGAAUCUUUAUACUCAAGGUUAUGGACAGAACCCGCAACAAACACCUCAACAAGCUCCACCGCAAAUGUCCUAUCAAGCAAUGCCUGGACAGUUUCAAAAUUAUCAACCACAGCAACAAAUGUUUGAUAGUAAUUCUGGCUACAUGAAUAACGGAUAUAACUAUAAUCAGGGAUACUCUAAUAUGCCUACUCAAGGCCAAUACAAUCAAGCCUCUAUGCCUAAUCAAUAUCCACAGCAAGUAUACGGUGGAGCACCCUAUAGCGGAACUCAAUCUAGUACUUCAACAACAUAUCCACAACAACAACAGCAACAGCAAUACGGAAAUUACACUCAACAACGUUUCUAUUGAAGGAAUAUGCAUAGUGUGACUUUCUAUUGAAAGAAAGAACAAAAUGGACAAAGUAUGCGAAUUCAUCGGUAACCGAUCUCCGUUUUAGAUCGUGGAAUCACAUCUAGUGCUAUAGUAUGAAUUUUCAGUCGAUAACUUUUAAGGGGGUGACUUGGUUGUAAAAUUUGAAUUUGUCACAAGUAGCAACGAUAAAGAUUUCCAGGUUGAAAACUGGAAAAUAUUUUUGUGCAAUUCCAUGUGAAUUGUGAAAAAUUUAUGAAUGCUACAACAUAAAUUCCUCUAAUGCACAUAAAGGCAGAUCUUUAUAAUAACUUUUAGUAAAAGAUAUUUUUUUUAAUGGCUGUUCCCACAAAGACGUAAUAUUGUAUAAAAACCAUCACUCCCAUCGCCCGUAUUUAUUUGAUGAAAACUCAACAAUUGAGCAUUUAACGUGCGACAAGUCUUUGUCAGAUAAACUUACUUUUUUUUUCCAGGUAUCUACUUUAAUAUUAUUAACCGAGAAUUACAUUCUGCGGGAAAGUAUAAAUGGAAUUUUAUAUUGGUCUAAACUUUUGUACAAAAGCGUACUUGCUGCAGAUUCAUAAAUAAUUAAUUAUUAAUAUGCGUACUUGGCGGUUAAAUAAAUGUUUGAGAUGUUUGAAACGUUUGGAAGCUACUAAACAGUGUACUCGUUUUUAUACAAUCAAACGGAUGAAUGACAUGUAUUAUGUUAUGUUAGACAUAGAUUAUAAAAUCCUAUUACCUAUUGCCUAGAAUUAGGUAAUAUACGAUAUAAUUUGAAUGUAUCAUAAAAAACAGAUAGAUACAAAUAUAUGAACAGAUCUUUUAAA